UCCUAGCGGGCGCGAAUGGGACAAACGGCAACCUGAUAAAAAAGAGGGCGCGUGCCACUGACGUGCUGCACUGAAAACAGGAGACAGCGCGAGCGCAGUUGUGUGUGUGUGUGUGUGUGUCAGAGCAGGAGCCAGCGCGCGAGAAAGCGGACGGAGCCGCGACUGAGUGCCGAGGCUGACCAGUGCUGAAGAAGCAGGAAAGCUGAGUUUUUUUGGAGAGUGCAUCAGAGACGGCGCGUGUGUGUGUGUGGGGGUGUACGUGUGUCAGUGUGUGGGUGUGCGUGCGUGUGUGUGUGUGUGAGAGUAUCUCUCAGGAUGAAGAAAAGCAGGAGCACACAGGGGGUUACACUGGCUGAUGAGAAUAAGGAGGCUCCCGUGGAACUGUUUGCCACAGCCAACACUCUUGGAGUAGAGGCGUACCGAGUCCACAGGCGCUUUUCUGGCAAUCUGCAGCUGCCCCCGUUGUCAUGGCGACAAGCAGAAAAGGAGAGGGACAGGGGCAGGCCACUCUCACCCGAAGAGAAUCCAGUGACCCGGACCAGACCCACAAGUCUGCCCAUCGCCACCCUGCCCCGCAUCGACAUCACACAGGCUGAUCCAGACAGCUUCGAAGUGGACAAUGGUCCACAAUUGCUGUGCUGUAGUCCGUCAGACCCACAGGCUUCACCGGGUUCAGGUCUGGCCCUACACCCCCAUACUCAGCGCAGAGAGUCCUUCCUUUACCGCUCUGACAGCGACUACGAUCUGUCACCGAAGUCCCUGUCACGCAACUCAUCUAUUGUUGGAGAACUGCACGGAGAGGACUUGAUUGUGACUCCCUUUGCUCAGGUUCUAGCAAGCCUUCGGACCGUAAGGAACAACUUCACCACCUUGACAAAUGUGCAAUGUGCAUCUCAUAAGAGGUCUCCUGCUGCAUAUCAGCCCUCUGUCACCAAAGUCUGUCUAUCAGAUGAGUCCUACCAGAAGUUGGCCAUGGAGACCAUGGAGGAGCUGGACUGGUGUCUGGACCAGUUGGAGACCAUCCAGACCUACCACUCUGUCAGUGACAUGGCUUCAAACAAGUUCAAGAGGAUGCUGAAUCGGGAGCUAAGCCAUCUGUCUGAGAUGAGUCGCUCAGGCAACCAAGUGUCUGAGUACAUCUCCAACACCUUCCUAGACAAACAAAAUGAGUUGGAGCUUCCAUGCCCAGUUCCAAAGUCCAGGGAAAGGAAGAGGAGGCAGGGCCAGCAGCAGCAGCAUGGUGGGAUGAUGAGUCAGAUCAGCGGGGUGAGGAAGGUCAGCCACACGCCCAGCAUCACCGGGAGCAGUGGCAACCGCUUUGGGGUCAAGACGGACCAGGAGGAGCUGUUGUCAAAGGACCUGGAACACAUCAACAAAUGGGGACUGAAUAUCUUCAGAGUGGCCGAGCACUCCCACAACCGACCGCUCACAUGUAUCAUGUACACAAUCUUCCAGGAGCGAGACCUGAUGAGGACGUUCAAGAUUCCAACCGACACCUUUGUGACGUUCAUGCUGACCCUGGAGGGCCACUACCACUCUGACGUGGCGUACCACAACAGCCUGCACGCCGCCGACGUAGCCCAGUCCACACACAUCCUCCUGUCCACACCUGCGCUGGAUGCGGUCUUCACUGACUUGGAGAUCCUGGCAGCCGUAUUUGCUGCAGCCAUCCAUGACGUGGACCACCCAGGUGUGUCCAACCAGUUCCUCAUCAACACCAACUCUGAGCUGGCUCUGAUGUACAAUGAUGAGUCAGUGCUGGAGAACCACCACUUGGCUGUGGGCUUCAAGCUGCUGCAGGAAGACAACUGCGACAUCUUCCAAAACCUCACAAAGAAGCAGCGGCAGUCACUGCGGAGAAUGGUCAUAGACAUGGUUUUGGCGACUGACAUGUCCAAACACAUGAGUCUGUUGGCCAAUCUGAAGACAAUGGUGGAAACCAAGAAGGUGACCAGCUCUGGAGUCCUGCUGCUGGACAACUACACAGACAGAAUGCAGGUUUUGCGAAACAUGGUUCACUGUGCAGACCUCAGCAACCCCACCAAACCUCUGGAUCUGUACCGGCAGUGGACGGACAGGAUCAUGGAUGAGUUCUUCCACCAGGGAGACAGAGAGAGGGAACGGGGAAUGGAGAUCAGCCCCAUGUGUGACAAACACACAGCUUCAGUAGAGAGAACACAGGUUGGCUUCAUUGACUACAUCGUCCACCCGCUGUGGGAGACGUGGGCUGACCUGGUGCACCCUGAUGCCCAGGACAUCCUCGACACACUUGAGGACAACAGGAACUGGUACCAGAGUAUGAUCCCACAAAGCCCCUCUUCUCCCUUCUACGCUAGUGUCAGAGAAGGAGGCCCACAGGAGGAGGUGGAGGGCGGACCUGGGAUGAGCAAAUUUCAGUUUGAAGUGACGCUGGAUGAGCAGGACACAGAGGAAGGAGAUAAUGAGGGAGGGAUGAUGGAGACGACGGAUGGAUUUGAUGUUCUGACACUCCAAAAUCUUCCCUCUGACCAGGACGGGACUGAAACAACAACGCGCGACGUCUCCCCGGCGGAAACAUAGCCGAACUGAUUGCGUUUAGAGAGUGCAGCAUGUUUUGUGCUGUUUUUUGGCUUCCAUUUUAUUGCAGUGGAGGAAUCCUGCAAUCUGGCUCUUUGGAGCCGUCUGGUUAAGAGGGCCUAACUAAAUGUGGGUCGCCUCAGCAAGCAAGGCUGGGAAACCCUGGGGCAGUUUGAUUUUUAAGCCCUCGAAGGGAGCAGAAAGAGUGUAGCCUCUGUCGUUUAAAGAAGGGACUACCGUGCGACCGUCAGCGGCAGGACGGAAUCUUGGUCCUCGCGGUCAAAUGACGUGACACAGCUGAUAAGAAUCAGUGUACUAGGACAAGCGAGAUGUUCAAAACUUGCACUUCAGGACACUUUUUAUCUUCAGUUGUUGUAUCGUGUUGGGGUUGGAUUCCACCUGGUUAAGUGUGUCCAACCAAAACUACUGGUCAACAAGAUAUUUGUAUUCAAUACGUUUUUUUUUCUAACACGUCGAAAGAAAAGUUGUGUGCCUUUUUUUUUUUUGUCCCUUGUGUUUUUAUAAUUUAUUGAACACAUUCAUGUAGUUGUGAAAUGUGUCCAAUUUUCUACAGAGAGGACAUUUUUGUCUCACACAGUCUUCCUAAUGUUCUGGCAAUAGUAUAAGCUUGUUCUCACAAAGGAGUUCAGUGGAGGUAUUUCAAUAAUCAGUUCACUUCCUGGCACAGUUUGCACUUUGUGGCAUAUGGGGUGGGGGGGGUGGGGGGGGGCAUCAGUCAUUUACAGAAUCAACUGGUUUAUCCAGCUUUGUUUUUCAAUAAGUCAUUACACGAGUAUUUAAAUAGCUUAUGUAACAGAUUAUUUGAACGUGGAAAUAAAAAAACGUUCUGUGUAGUUUUUGGUCCAAAAACAAAGAAAAUUCCAAAGAUUCUGUACAGAAAGCACUUUGAUAAAUUCACUGCCACUUCUAAAAUGCUGUAGAUGGUCUCGAGUCAAAACGUCCAACUUCCGAGCCAAACUGAUCCGUCACGUUAUCCCGUGGCCAAACCAAACCAUAAGACAAGUGACGGUAAAUUGCCGAGCGAAAUUGACCACAAAUAAUCAAAUAAAAAUAUCAAUUUCACGCCAGUCAGGCAGAACUGACGAGUUCUAUCGUCUCUAAGAAACUCAAACAAAGCCCAGUUCCCUAAAAAUGUCAUCACGUCGUAUUGUGCAUACAAACACCUGUUGUGGUUUCCUGAUGUUACAUCCUGGAGAAUACGCUUCACACCAUUUUUUUGAACUUUUGAAUGACUGUACGACUGUGCGCGCACAAUUUAAAGAGACACCGAUCAGUGAUAAACUUCUAUCUCGUAGUUUAUUAUUCCAGCACUUUGAAUAUGUCGGCAGGUUCGCAGCUGGUUGCCGAUCUGUCUGUCAACACUACCUUAAAGGUACCACAUUGUGAGGGUGCAGCCCCUUCAGACUAAGGGGGCGUGUGUGUAUGUGUGUGUGUGCAUGCAUGUGUGUAUGUGAGUGGUUACACAGUAGCACAAUCUUGUUGCACCAAGCUGUGUUUUUGUGCUUUUCUUUAUUUUUUUUUGUAAGAGUGUAUUUAUUAUCUUUUCCUUGUACAUGACAAUAUUGACAUUGAGGUUGAUACCGAUUGAUAAUAUUCACUGUAUAUUUGUUUAUUAUUUAUAUUAUGCACUGCCGUGUGUUUGAACGAACUCGUCCGGCGGUUCUAAAUCCUUGUUCUUGAUCGAGGUUAUCGCUGUUCAGUUUCAUCGCAGUCGAAUGACGUUCGGUUUGAAGAUUUCAGCCAGAAACGUUUGUACAGUCUGAACCAACAACACCUCACACGAGGUGCCGAAGAUGCUUCUUUUUUUUCUUUUUUUUUUUGUUUCUGGCAGAUUAUGAACUCUGGAUAUUUACUGCAGUAUAUUGUGUACGGUGACGGGUCAUUGUACAGCUUUAGGAAUAUUUGCUGAAAUAUCUGACAUUGUUUCAAAUGUAUUUUUUCAGUGUUUUUCCUCACAAUAUAUGGUCAAUCGGUGUAUGUUGUGCUCAGCAAAUGUUUUCUAUCAGAUUAUUAAAAUGGGCAUGUAUUACAGAA
Messenger RNA from Solea solea (common sole), 4611 nucleotides. RefSeq names its product cAMP-specific 3',5'-cyclic phosphodiesterase 4B-like. Gene Ontology annotation, molecular function: 3',5'-cyclic-AMP phosphodiesterase activity; transmembrane transporter binding. The coding region runs from base 316 to 2559 and encodes 747 amino acids. Gene Ontology annotation, biological process: signal transduction. The transcript is spliced from 17 exons. Gene Ontology annotation, cellular component: cytosol; nucleus; perinuclear region of cytoplasm. NCBI's taxonomy places the organism in Eukaryota, Metazoa, Chordata, Actinopteri, Pleuronectiformes, Soleidae. The record is from RefSeq and is a predicted model, not a curated record.